Leptosia nina is the source of this 1920-nucleotide messenger RNA. The record is from the annotation of a GenBank genome assembly. NCBI's taxonomy places the organism in Eukaryota, Metazoa, Arthropoda, Insecta, Lepidoptera, Pieridae.
AUGUUUACAAGGUUCGACCAAGGCAAAUCGACAAAAGGCGCGAGCAAGCUUCGACGCGACCUCAUCAACGCAGAGAUCGCCAACCUUCGGGACCUCCUGCCCUUGCCACCUUCCACUAGGCAGAGGCUUUCGCAAUUGCAGCUGAUGGCACUGGUCUGUGUCUACGUCAGGAAGUCUAAUUACUUUCAACAAGUUUUCAAACGUUUCGACAUAACCCAGCAACCAAGUACAGGACCGAAUUUUGGAUUUUCAAAGGCACUCAACGGUUUCCUCAUGAUGAUGACGCAGAACGGAAAACUCCUCUACAUAUCAGACAAUGCAGCCGAAUACCUCGGUCAUUCUAUGGAGGACCUGCUCAUUCACGGAGACAGUGUAUAUGACGUAAUAGAUAAACAAGACCAGCAAGCCGUAAGGUCAGAGCUAUCUAGAGCGCCCUCUGAUGGGGAAGACAGGGUAUUUCUCUGUCGGAUGAAUGUCGCCAGGAACGCGAGAAGGCAGAUGCGAUUUGGUGAUCAAAAGGUGGUGUUAGUACGAGGCCAUUAUGUGUCAUACCUACCCCUCUGCAGCCGCAACGAGCCCGUGUUCCUAGCAUCAUGUACACCCCUCGCCAUGCCGGAGACCAGGGAAUGCGUCGUGCAUGGCGCCACCAACGUCUUCACCACCGUGCAUGCCAUGGACAUGAAGAUACUGCAUAUUGAUACUAAUAGUGAAUGGCACCUCGGUUGGGAUCGCAGUGCACUGCACGGCGUCAGCUGGUAUCACCUUCUUCAUCCGGACUGCUGUAAGGAAGCUCAAAGCAAGCACAGAUUAAUAACGCAGUCAGAGCAAGAGAGGUCGUGUAUAGCGCUUUUGAGGCUACAGAGACGAUGCGGGCAAUUCUUGUGGGUCCAUGCUGUCUUACAACUCAAAGACAACUUGGAGAAUUCUCAACGACCGGUAAUAGUCUGUACCAAUCAAGUGUUAAGCGAACAGGAAGCAGCGGUAAUGAAGGCAAACCCUUGGCUCUAUCAUUACUAUGCGGUACAAUCAAAGCUUCAUUACGGGCUGGCGUACGAGGCGGCCACUAGGAUGUACGGCCCACCGCCACCAGAUAUCCAAGUUUACCCACCAACGAUGCAGUACUCCACACCUCCAGUCUGCAUCAAUGGAAGCCAGCCGGUGAUGAUGCCGAACGCAGCGAUACAACCUCAUUUAACACACGUACCACCGCAUAUAGCCCCAAUCCAUUAUGCGUAUGACAGACCGGACACUGGACCGGUGGAUUAUUCUGUUUCUCUUCAAGAUAGCAGGUUCCACAAUAUACGGAUUGAGGAUACGCGGCUGCAACCAAACGUUAAAAAGAAAAGCAAAACAGAGGAGAAACCAAAUACGCCUGUUCCUAAUAUGUCACCCCGUUUUGUAAAUACUUCUGGGGAUACUUUAGUCGCCGUAGCCGGAACAGUAGCCAGUCGAAGGCCAGGAUCUAAGUUUGCGUCAUCCGAAACUGAAAUCGACCAAUGGAAUCCGAGUCCAACAUGGUCUGAAUCAGCUGUGCAGAAGGUGCCCGAUGUGUGCCAUCAAGAUCUAAGUCCAUAUGUGACUACCACGCCACCAACGCCUUCAGGGACACCAUCAGCUUAUACACAUAACUAUAGCCAUACGUUCGUCUUUGACUGGUCACCUGAACAGUACGUUCCUCACACUAACAAUAGAUGUAGCACAGUAACCUCAGAGAAUUCCUAUCAGCAAACCUGGAGAAGUGAAAGGACAUACACUGAAGGAGCGCCUGAGGAGAACUGUAAUCCUAAUAGGUUAAGCUUAACGAUGAGGGUUAGCAGAACUCCACCUGAGCACGUGACACCAGCGGAGGCAGAGAUCUUACGACGGCAAAUUGACGGUCCACACCCUGAUUCGCCGGAUGCUAAAAAACCUGCAUUAUAG